AUGGGUAAUUUUUGGAAUUCACAUGUUAGUAAUGAUGAUAGGGGCGCGCUGAUACCUCCAUUUUAUUAUCCUUCAUCAUCAACAUCACCACAAACAAUUGAUAAUAUCCAUUCAGAAACUGGAUUAAUUGGAACCAUAGCAAAUGUACCAAAACUGAUAGUUCGUAAUCGUUUGGGUGGUCCGAAUACUUAUAUGAAUUAUACAGAUAUUCAUGCAGCACAACGAAAAAAUAUGAUUGACCAUCAUUUACCAAUUGUUAAAUAUGAUGAAAAAAAAAUCAAACAGUCUGAUUGUGCAAUAUGUCUUAUUGAUUUUGAACAGAACCAAGAAGUUCGUCAACUACCAUGUUCACAUGUCUAUCAUCAAAAAUGCAUUGAUCAAUGGUUAUUAAAACAAUUUAUUUGUCCAUCGUGUCUUACAAAUGUGGAUGCUGCCUUAUUACUACAAUUUGUACCAAAAAGUUAA
Messenger RNA from Didymodactylos carnosus, 465 nucleotides. NCBI's taxonomy places the organism in Eukaryota, Metazoa, Rotifera, Eurotatoria, Philodinida, Philodinidae. The record is from the annotation of a GenBank genome assembly.